UAGAGGGGGUCAGCCGAGUUCAUGCUAUUGUGACUGAUUACGUGUCAAAGGGCUGUGUCAAGUGAUAAGGACUUUUUGGAUAUUUCUUCUGUUUUGGCAAAGAGCCAAGUACCUACCUACUAAAUAAUGAGCGGUCGAAUCAGUGUGGUAAAAUGGCCGCUACGAAAUGUCCGUGGCGCUCGACUUAUAACAACGAGUACCCAAAACACAAAACCGACUGAGAGUGCAUUAGAAAUCAGUCAAAAACCAGCUCAAACAUGUCCGGUAAAAGGAUUUCGCGCGAGAUCCACUCAUGCGGCGAUCGACACGUCCAUUUUUGACAUGGCUCCAUCUGUCAAGUCGUGGAAUGAAGUACCUGGGCCACGUCCAUUACCGUUCUUAGGCAACACUUGGCGAUUCACACCUUAUAUCGGAGGAUAUUCAGUAGAGCACAUAGACAAAGUGUGUCUGUCUUUGCGAGCCGAAUAUGGAAACUGUGUGAAGGUCACUGGUCUGCUUGGAAGACCUGAUAUGCUGUUCGUCUUCGAUGCCAGUGAAGUGGAAAGAGUGUUCAGGGGUGAAGACGCAGCACCGCAUAGACCAUCGAUGCCAUCUUUGAACUAUUACAAACACACAUUGAGGAAAGACUUUUUUGGCGCUGAAGAAAAUUGUGCUGGGGUUAUUGCAGUCCAUGGUGAUUCCUGGUCUGCCUUCCGAACCAAAGUAUCUCGGGUAGCGUUGAGCGCUGGUGCAGCAGCUCAGUACACGGUACCUGUCUCUGAAGUAGCUGAUGCUUUUGUCCAAAGAGUACGACAAAUAAGGGAUGAUAAUUCAGAAACGCCGGGCGAUUUCCUGAAUGAGGUCCACAAAUGGUCUUUGGAGUCUUUAGGACUAAUAGCUCUGGACACAAGACUGAACUGUUUUGACGCGUCAGAAGACUCAGAGAGUAUGCGCCUGAUUCACGCCGUACAGACUUUCUUCCUAAGUGUGGGUCAGCUCGAACUGCGCGCCCCCUGGUGGAGGUUAUACCCAACUAAAAUGUUCAGACAAUAUGUUAAGGCAUUGGAUACAAUCCUUAGCGUAACUCUCAGUCACGUGGAGAAGGCGCUAAAGGAAUGCGAAGCUAACGGCAGCAGCAAGUCACUGCUGCAGGACCUGGUCGCAGCAGCUGGGCCAAGAGUGGCAGCGGUAGCAGCACUAGACCUGUUCCUAGUAGGAAUUGACACAACGUCAAAUGCAGUAGCUUCAAUUCUAUAUCAGCUAUCUCUAAGGCCGUCAGUACAAGAGCGGUUGUACGAAGAAGUUAGCAAAGUUCUUCAAGGUAGACCAAUGAAGCCAGGAGACGUUAAUCAGAUGCCGUAUCUGAAGGCAUGCGUUAAAGAAGUUAUGAGGAUGUACCCUGUUGUCAUCGGUAAUGGAAGGCAGCUGACUAAGGAUACUGUCAUUUGUGGAUAUAAUAUACCUAAGGGGACUCAAGUAAUAUUCCAACAUUACGUGAUGGGGAACAGUGACGACUACUUCUCCAAUGCGUCAGAGUUUAAACCAGAGAGAUGGAUGACCAGGUCUCCGGCACAGAAACACCACGCCUUCGCCUCCCUACCAUUCGGCUACGGCAAACGAAUGUGUCUUGGUAGAAGAUUCGCUGAGUUGGAAAUACAUACAGUAAUUUGCAAAAUGAUACAAGCCUUCAAAAUGGAGUAUCACCACGAACCAAUGGAUUACCACAUUCAUCCAAUGUACACACCGAAUGGACCUAUCAGAAUAAAAAUGACGGAUCGGUAGAUCUACUACUUGUAUGUUACUUAGUUUUAGCAUCGUAUUGAUCUAGGAAUGCUAAAAGCAAGCUAGAUUCAAAGCUCAAUUAUUUAGUUGCAAUAAAAUUAUAUUAAAAUUCUUUUGAGACAUUUUAAAUUGACUGUGCUUAACCCGCGGCAGUUGGCAGUCGAAAACUUCAUCGGCGCCCUCUGGUAUGUCGUGCAAUGCUGCUCAUGAAUACGAGCCCCCAACGUGACACGAAACUAGUCGAGUUGCCUCGUCAAACAGUUUCGUGAAAAAACCGUUAAACAGUUAUUUUUUUGUGUUAUAGUUUUAUUAAAUUUGAAGUAAUAUAAUGGUUUUUUCAUCUGUCCUAGGGUAGAUUAUAAUGAUAAAAAUAUUGUGUUUGUAUAUUUUUGUUCACAUUCUAUUUCUCAGGAUUAAUUUAUUACUGUAUACCCAAAACUAAACUUAAUCUGAUUAUUAGUAUGUAUGACAUGACUUUCAGGUGAUCUUGUGUUCAUUAAGUUACCAUUUUAUUGUAACAUAUUAUGUAAAUAUUGUAUUUCAAAUUUAUCCUCGGGAUAUAAUAAUGUU
Spodoptera litura is the source of this 2331-nucleotide messenger RNA. It is a transcript of the gene CYP49A1, whose product is annotated as probable cytochrome P450 49a1-like. Gene Ontology annotation, molecular function: monooxygenase activity; oxidoreductase activity, acting on paired donors, with incorporation or reduction of molecular oxygen; heme binding. The record is from RefSeq and is a predicted model, not a curated record. Lineage: Eukaryota; Metazoa; Arthropoda; Insecta; Lepidoptera; Noctuidae.